AUGUCUGGAAGACGUCAUCGUUCGAACAUAGGUCGUAGUACAGUGAAUGCCAGAAGAGUACGUUCAGCAAGAGAUGAAGAAUCGUCAACGGAACGUGAGGCUCGCCUCAGUCAGGCUCGGGAUAGAGUUGAGAGAGAGAGAGAAUCUUCAGUAGAGCGUGAGGUUCGUCUCAGUCAGGCUCGGGAUAGACAUAGAGUUGAGAUAGAGAGAGAAUCUUCAGUAGAGCGUGAGGUUCGCCGCAGUCAGGCUCGGGAUAGAUAUAGAGCUGAGGGAGAGAGAGAAUCUUCAGUAGAGCGUGAGGUUCGCCGCAGCCGAGAUAGGGAUAGACAUCGAAUACAGAGAGCCAGAGAAUCAUCAGCACGAGUUAGUAAUUUAUGGGUAAAUAAAGAAAAUUCUGCCAUGAAUUACGAUCCUUCAAUUUCUUACAAGGACGAUCGUCUAGUAUCAAUAGGUACUAUGUCAGUAGUGUGUGAACAUUGCUUGGCAUUACAAUUCAAGGACGAAUCGAAAGGCAUGUGUUGCUUACAAGGAAAAGUCAAAUUAGAAGAAAUUCUCCCUCCGCCUGAACCACUUCACUCUCUUCUUACGGGUUAUCAUCAGAAAUCCAAACAAUUCAUGUGCAAUAUACGCCGUUAUAAUAACGCAUUUCAAAUGACGUCUUUUAAGAGUAAGCAAGUCGAUGAGCGUGGGUUCAUGCCUACAUUUAAAAUUCAAGGGCAAGUAUACCACUUAGCUGGGAGCUUGCUCCCACUUCGACCCGAUGAUCACAAAUUUCUGCAAAUAUAUUUUAUUGCAGAUCCAGAUACACAAGCAUCUACGCGGUGUUCAAGUGUUGCACAGCCAAUUGAUAGAGAUUUGAUUAGAUCUCUCCAAGAUAUGUUACAUUCUCAUAAUUGCUAUAUACAGUCUUUCAAAACUGCGAUUGAGAGUGUUCCAGCAAAUACUCCUGACUUUAAUGUUGUAAUCCAUGCAAAUAAAGUUCCUGUUGGAGACCACAGAGGACGAUACAAUGCGCCUUCCACGAGUGAAGUAGCAGUGGUGAUAGCUGGACAGCAAUUUGACAAAAGAGAUCUUGUAUUGCAUAGUCGUGAUGAUAAUUUGCAAAAAAAUUCAGAGUUACACAGAUCUUAUGACAGCUUACAAUAUCCUUUGAUGCUAUGUCAUGGAGAAGAUGGUUAUGCCAUUAAUGUUUCUCAAGUUGACCCUAUCAGUGGUAUACCUCUGCGUAGAACAGUGUCAUGUAUGAAAUACUAUUGCUACCGUAUAAUGACAAGACGUAACAAUUUCAACACUUUGCUUAGGUAUGGAAUGUUAACAAACCAAUACUUGGUAGAUCAAUAUGCGAAAAUUGAAUCUGAGAGAUUGGCCUACAUCCGUGGACCUCGAUAUUUACACGAAAAAUCGCAAGACGCCAUGACUUAUGUCAGAAAUUACGGCAAACCCGAUUUAUUUAUAACUGCAACAUGUAACCCAAAUUGGUCGGAAAUCAAAGAAAAUAUUAACACCAAUUUAACGCCACAAGACAGAUACGAUAUAGUUAACAGAGUCUUCCAUUUAAAAGUACAGAAACUCCUGCACCUCAUUAACAAGUCUCAUAUAUUCGGUCCGCCGCGCUGUCAUAUGUACACAAUAGAAUGGCAGAAACGUGGCUUGCCACACGUGCAACUGCUGGUGUAG
Molecule: messenger RNA, 1677 nt
Organism: Melitaea cinxia (Glanville fritillary)
Lineage: Eukaryota; Metazoa; Arthropoda; Insecta; Lepidoptera; Nymphalidae
Exons: 2
Coding region: 1-1677 (558 amino acids)
Source: RefSeq, a predicted model, not a curated record